Messenger RNA from Malania oleifera, 591 nucleotides. RefSeq lists its product as uncharacterized. NCBI's taxonomy places the organism in Eukaryota, Viridiplantae, Streptophyta, Magnoliopsida, Santalales, Ximeniaceae. Bases 1 to 591 code for a protein of 196 amino acids. The transcript has 2 exons. The record is from RefSeq and is a predicted model, not a curated record.
AUGGAUCUUAGAGGCAAGGGCGUGGAUGAAGGCGGAGGAAGCGAAAUGGGAACUUCCGGUGCAGACGAGGUUGACACAUCUAAGCUAUUACGAGGAAUAGCUCGCCAGGUCAGAGAAGAAAUGAGGCAGGAUUUUGGAGGAGCAGGUUAUCCACUGGUGCACCAUGGUUGCACUAUUGACCAGUUCUCUCAUCUGAAACCCUCGUCUUUCGAGGGUGGCACCGAUCCAAUUAAGGCUGAGAUGUGGAUGCAGGAAAUGCAAAAAAAAAUCCUGGCAGUGAUGUAUUGUACUGAGGAGCAGAGGGUCCUUUUCGCCUCUUUCAAACUGGCCGGAGAAGCUGAACAGUGGUGGCAUGCGAUUAAAUUGUUAGAGGAACGACGAGUGGUACCAAUAGCGAUGACCUGUGGUCAUUUCAAGAAGUAUGCCGCUAAAUUCCUACAGUCGUCUCGUUUUGCACCUUCUGUAGUUCCAGAUGAAUAUCAGAAUGAUAGGGACCCGAAUCAGAGGAUCCAUGAGCAUAUGGAGUGUCUGCAGAUUCAUGAAUUCACGGAAUUGGUGGAGAAAGUUACGGUGGCAGAGUCGAGUUUGUAG